AUGGGGUCCAUCAGUGCAGCAAAUGCAGAAUUUUGUUUUGAUGUAUUCAAUGAGCUGAAAGUUCAUCAUGUCAAUGAGAAUAUCUUGUAUUCUCCCCUGAGCAUCAUUGCAGCCUUGGCCAUGGUCUAUCUGGGAGCCAGAGGCAACACUGAGUAUCAGAUGGAAAAGGUUCUUCACUUUGACAGCAUUGCAGGACUUGGAGGAAGUGUUCAGACCAAGCAAGACAGCAAGCCUGUGCAAAUGAUGAUUCAGAACAGCACGUUUAAGGUGGCCACGGUGGCUGCGGAGAAAAUGAAGAUCCUGGAGCUUCCGUAUGCCAGCGGAGAGCUGAGCAUGUUGGUGCUGUUGCCUGAUGAGGUUUCUGGCCUGGAGCAGAUUGAGAACACAAUCAGCUUUGAAAAACUCACACAGUGGACCAGUUCUACUCUGAUGGAAGAGAGGAGAGUGAAAGUGUACCUCCCUCGCAUGAAGAUUGAAGAAAAAUAUAACCUCACAUCUGUCUUAGUGGCCUUGGGAAUGACUGACCUGUUCAGCCCUUCAGCCAAUCUGUCUGCUAUCUCUUCCACAGAGAGCCUGAAGAUGUCUCAGGCUGUGCAUGGGGCGUACAUGGUAGUCAAUGAAGAGGGCACGGAGGUGGCUGGCUCAACAGGGGUGGUGGGAGACAUCAAGACUUCCCCUGAGUUUGAAGAGUUUAGGGCUGACCACCCAUUCCUCUUCUUGAUCAAACACAACCCAACCAACAGCAUUGUCUACUUUGGUAGAUAUUGUUCCCCCUAACAAGAGAAAGAGUUGGAAAUAACACAUGCCUUCCCCUCCCUCAGAAUUUGAACCCUUUAACUGUAGUAUUGUAGCAGAAUUUCAUCUCAAUAUUUUAUCAGUGUGGAAAGCCUUUAAUAUCUAGGGAGAUAUUCUUGAAGCAUGUGAAUUUUCAGAUCUUUAUGUGCAGGUAUUUCUAAUCAGCUUGGAUUCAGGACUUACAAUUUCAGCAGGUAGCUUAAGAAGAUUUCCCAAUGUCCUUGACUAACUUGGGAAACAGGGCCACUGUUUUGACUUUUUGUGAGAAAUCCUGCCAUCGCUAUUGAGAUCUGGUUUCUCUAAUAGGAGCUUUGUGAAAUAUACACUGCUUGCAGUAUAAUCCUUGUCCUUCCUGUUGAACUUGCUGAGCAACCAUCCUUGAAUUGAUGCCUGGACAACUUUCAGAUGAAAUUCUGAACUUCAGCAGAUCAUUCUUCUUCCAGCAUUCGGGCUUCUUUGUGCUGCACAUACUAUAAGGCCAUGCCACUUUUUCUGAGGGAGCAUACAGACAGUCUACCAUUUCUUCUCAAAUAAUCUCCAACCACAACAUCUUCCUGAUUGAUAUUAUUGCCCUUUUUCAUUUCAGUGACAUAUCGUUGAUUUUUUGAAUGUACAUGGGUUGUCCUUCUAUUUAUUCUAAUAAAAGCUUUGCAAACUAA
Molecule: messenger RNA, 1454 nt
Organism: Oxyura jamaicensis (ruddy duck)
Lineage: Eukaryota; Metazoa; Chordata; Aves; Anseriformes; Anatidae
Product: ovalbumin-related protein Y-like
Exons: 4
Coding region: 1-777 (258 amino acids)
Biological process (GO): negative regulation of endopeptidase activity
Molecular function (GO): serine-type endopeptidase inhibitor activity
Source: RefSeq, a predicted model, not a curated record